UGGCCGUAUGUAUGUCUGUAUUUCAGGUAUUGAAAACUCGUCUUGCGUUGAGUAAAACGGGUCAAUACCGAGGCAUGUUCGACGCAGCUCUGAAAAUCCGCCAAAAGGAAGGCUAUCGGAGCUUUUAUCGUGGGUUUGCUCCCAACCUGAUCGGCAUAAUUCCUUAUGCUGGGAUAGAACUCGGAAUCUAUGAGACGCUGAAAACUCGAAUCUCUCAAACCAAGGAACCAGGAAUAUUAGUUACCUUGUCUUGUGCAACUGUUGGCAGUAUAAUGGGCCAGCUUUGCGCGUACCCCCUUGCGUUGGUUAGAACAAAACUGCAAGCUCAAGCCAUUCGUUCUGACGCGGCUGAGCACCGACCGUCUGGUAUGAUCCACGUUUUUCAAACCAUUCUGCGCACUGAAGGCUGGACCGGACUGUAUCGCGGAUUGGCGCCAAAUUUCCUGAAAGUUCUUCCUGCGGUUGCCAUCAGUUACGUUGUCUACGAGGAAAGCCGCGUUGCCUUGGGCUUAACGACGGCUUGAAAAAGGAGGUGAUUUUACAAUCGUUGGACUGUCACGCAUUUGUGGAAUAUUUCGCUUUGUAAAAUAUGGAGCUGAAUCAUUGUUCAUGUUGGUGCUGCAUAAUUUUCAAGUUUCGUGAUCAAUUGUGUACAUGCUUUAUAACUUGCUGUGAGAGCUAGUAUUCGGCGACUUUUGUGUGAUGUUUUGCUGCUGCCUUCCGCCCAAAACUUAUGCUUGUCAAUUAAAAACGCGUUCGUCCUUGAGAAAUCAACA
Messenger RNA from Notodromas monacha, 776 nucleotides. The record is from the annotation of a GenBank genome assembly. Lineage: Eukaryota; Metazoa; Arthropoda; Ostracoda; Podocopida; Cyprididae.